This is a messenger RNA of Penicillium brevicompactum, 882 nucleotides long. RefSeq lists its product as uncharacterized. Lineage: Eukaryota; Fungi; Ascomycota; Eurotiomycetes; Eurotiales; Aspergillaceae. The transcript has 2 exons. The record is from RefSeq and is a predicted model, not a curated record. The coding region runs from base 1 to 882 and encodes 293 amino acids.
AUGACUGCAACGACAAACUUGUCCAGCCCGGUUGGGAUCGAGCUAGAUGUCUUGUUCCCACGCAACACAACGUACAACAAUAUGACAACCCCGCCCGUUGUGUUUACCCUCCAAAAUGCCCCCACGGCCGUCUUCUUCGAAUACAGGAUAAACUGGAAAUUAAAUAGUGACGACGCCUACUUCUUCCUGUCCAACAGUUUCGACGACAGCAACGGUGGCAAGAAAUUUAAUUAUACCGCCGGCACAACCGCGCUCCUGGCAGACUCGGCAUAUUGGGGCGACAAUCUGGAUGCCGGCUCUUAUACUCUCUCCUGGAGCUAUACCACAACCACCUGCGACGAUCGUGGCGACUCUACGCUCAUUCAGACUAGCCAUGUGGCGGCAGGAAACCUUUACUUCACCGUUGUAAAUGAUGGAAGUGGCUCAGAUUUAUCAUUCAAGGAAUGUCCCGAUUACCUGGAUAAUGUCAUGGCCAAAGCAGCUUCUCACUCGUGGGGAGAGCCGCAGCCGUUCAACGCGAAACUGAACGAGAAGCAAGUGAAAUGUCUAGACACAUACUUUGAUGGUCGGACGGAUAUGGAUGCUUGUGAGGCUGGAUUCGAUGAUAUCAACACAGGGGACAAGGUAGAAUGGAAAUAUGCAAAUCAGGCGCGGAAUACACACAGUCAAGCUGGGGACGUCAGCACGACAUCUUCUGGAAGCAGCAGCAACAAUAUCUCCAGCUCUGCGGGCACGAGCAAUUCGGGUCAUAACUUGAAUGGUGAAAGUGAGCCCAGCAAGGAAUCGAAUGACUCAGGUGACCGUUCACUGGGUAUUGCCCAUCGUCCAGGGUUGGGACUUGGGGUUGUAGCUUUGUUAGUGGCUGGGGUGGUUUUUUCAUAA